AUGCGACAAAACCAUUUAUGCAUUUGUACAGAACAAUUACAUACUUUGACUGUGAUUUGUUUCAUCUUGUUUGUUUAUUAUUUUCGUCAAAGUUAUCAGAAUAAUAACAUUGCUUAUAAUAUUCCUGAUCCAGAAUGUACCGAUGUUUUUAAUCUUUGUACUGAUGUUGAUAAAGAACAACUUGGUUGUCAAAUUAUUCGUGUAAUACAAGAACAAAUGGAUGAUGAUAAAGAUGGAUUAAUUCAAUCAUCUGAAAGUACUCAAACUCAUAAUGUGAUGAAAGAUAUAAUUCUUAUAUCGACAUUAUUUGUUUCAGUUGGUGUCUGCAUCCAUCCAUUUAUUCGUCAACGUCAAACACAAGAAAAUAUGAAUAUUAUGUUACAAGAACUUGAAAUAUUACAAAAAGCUAAAGGCAAUUUAUUAGCUGAACAGGUAGAUGGAUUUCGAAAACAUCGUGAUUCAAUUAUUGAUCAUGAGAAACAAAUAAGUUUUGAUUUAGAAGAAAUUGAACAAAAAGGUUUUUCUGAUGCUGUAAGAAUGGGACAUACAAAUUGUAUAGAUAAUGCUGAUGAAUUAGUACAUGCAACAAAAGAACGAUUAAUCGAAAUUCAUGAUGAAUAUGAAGAACGUGAACAACGUUGGAAUCGAAUUGUAAUAUUACUUAAUCGUGAUGAUUUAAAUGAUUUAGGAUUAUCAACAUCUGUUAUAUGUCGUACCAAAGAUUCGCCUAGUGUUCAUGCCUAA
This is a messenger RNA of Rotaria sordida, 744 nucleotides long. Lineage: Eukaryota; Metazoa; Rotifera; Eurotatoria; Philodinida; Philodinidae. The record is from the annotation of a GenBank genome assembly.